AGAAUGCCUGUCAUGUUCACAGCGGAAGUACUCCCUUCAGCCCAUCCCCAAGAGGAAGAUUCCAAACCGAUAUUUGGGCCAGCCUAGCCCCCUUACACACCCACACCUCCUUGGGCCAGGGGAGGUGACGCCAGGAAUAUCCCAGGUGGAAUAUGCACUUCGCAGACACAAACUAAUGUCUCUGAUCCAAAAAGAAGCCCAAGGGCAGAGAGGGACAGACCAGACAGUGGUUCUGCUGUCCAACCCUAUCUACUACAUGAGCAACGAUAUCCCCUAUACUUUCCACCAAGACAACAAUUUCCUGUACCUGUGUGGAUUCCAGGAGCCCAAUAGCAUCCUGGUCCUCCAAAGCCUGCCUGGUAAGCAGUUACCAUCACACAAGUCCAUGCUCUUUGUACCUCGGAGAGACCCCAGUCGAGAACUUUGGGAUGGCCCACGAUCUGGCACUGAUGGAGCGGUAGCUCUAACUGGAGUGGACGAAGCCUAUCCGCUAGAGGAAUUCCAACAUCUAGUUCCAAAACUGAAAGCUGAGACAAACACAGUUUGGUAUGACUGGAUGAGGCCGCCUCAUGCACAGCUUCACUCUGAAUACAUGCAGCCUCUGACUGAAGCCAAAGCCAGGAGCAAGAACAAAGUCCAGGCUGUCCAGCAGCUGGUGCAGCGCCUCCGGCUGAUCAAAUCUCCUGCAGAAAUUGAGCGAAUGCAGACUGCUGGGAGGCUGACAUCACAGGCUUUCAUAGAGACCAUGUAUACCAGGAAAGCACCUGUGGAGGAAGCCUUUCUUUAUGCCAAGUUUGAAUUUGAAUGCCGGACUCGUGGCGCAGACAUCUUAGCCUACCCACCUGUGGUUGCUGGUGGAAAUCGGUCAAACACUCUGCACUAUGUGAAUAAUAAUCAACUCAUCAAGGAAAUUAAAAGGACAAAGGAACAUAUUGAACUGCACCAAGAGUGUGCUAUUAGCAGAUCCAAACUGUGGUUCACUGCACCUCAGGCAGAACUCUAUGACGCUGUUCUGGAGAUCCAGAAAGCUUGUCUGACCCUCUGCUUCCCUGGGUCGAGCUUGGAGAACAUCUACAGCAUGAUGCUGACACAGAUAGGCCAGAAGCUUAAAGAGCUGGGCAUCAUGAAGAGCAAUAAGGAAAAUGAUGCCUUCAAGGCUGCUCGAAAAUACUGCCCUCACCACGUUGGCCAUUACCUCGGGAUGGAUGUCCAUGACACUCCGGACAUGCCCCGUUCCCUCCCUCUGCAGCCUGGCAUGGUAAUCACAAUUGAGCCAGGUAUUUAUAUUCCCGAGGAUGACAGAGAUGCCCCCGAGAGGUUUCGUGGUCUUGGGGUACGAAUCGAGGAUGAUGUAGUGGUGACUCAGGACUCACCCCUCAUCCUUUCUGCAGACUGUCCCAAAGAGAUGAGUGACAUCGAACAGAUCUGCAGCAGGACCUCCUGA
This is a messenger RNA of Orycteropus afer afer, 1444 nucleotides long. It is a transcript of the gene XPNPEP3, whose product is annotated as X-prolyl aminopeptidase 3. Gene Ontology annotation, cellular component: mitochondrion. Lineage: Eukaryota; Metazoa; Chordata; Mammalia; Tubulidentata; Orycteropodidae. Gene Ontology annotation, molecular function: manganese ion binding; metalloaminopeptidase activity. The record is from RefSeq and is a predicted model, not a curated record.